CCUGAAAUACUAGGUCAUCAUUAAUAACUAAAGAUUAAAAAAGGAAAAUGAAAAAAAUAGAAAGAAGAAAGCAGCAAUAACUGCCACAUGCAUUAGGCUGCUUAGUUAUCUUCUUUGUUUCAUCUAAAUACUCUCUCACGCAACUCUAACACCAUACUCUGGUGUCUUUCUCCUUCUCCCAAAAAUCUCAAUGACUCACUCAAAAUCAAAACCCAAAAAAACCCUAGUUUCUCUCUCUAGACUCUUUCUUUCUUUCUCUCUCAUCCUACACACCGCCAUUGCCGACGAUGGCGUCUUCAUGUCGAAGCUAUCAAAAUCCCUUAACCCAACUCCUUCAGGGUGGUCGUCGAGCACCUUCUGCAACUGGACCGGUGUCAAAUGUGACGACUCAAACCGCGUCACAUCGAUCAACUUAGCUUCCAAGUCACUCAGUGGAACACUACCUUCCGAUCUAAACUCGCUCUCUCAACUCACUUCCCUUUCUCUACAAUCCAACUCGCUCUCCGGCGCGUUACCUUCACUCGCUGAUCUCUCCAUGCUUGUAACGGUUUUCCUCGGAAGCAAUAACUUCACUUCGAUAACCGAUGGUUGCUUUAACGGACUCACGAGUCUCCAGAAACUCUCCAUUUCCCAAAAUAUCAACCUCGCACCGUGGACGAUUCCAACUGAGUUGAAUCAGUCUUCGAACAUUGUUGAACUCGACCUCGGUGAAACGAACCUCGUUGGUUCCUUGCCGGAUAUAUUCGUUCCCUUGGUUAGUUUGCAGGAUCUUCGUCUUUCUUAUAAUAACCUCACCGGAGAUUUACCUAACUCGUUUUCCGGAUCCGGGAUUCAGAAUUUGUGGCUCAACAAUCAGCAUGAUGGGUUUGGUUUUACUGGUUCAAUCGACGUGCUUUCUUCGAUGACUCACUUGACUCAAGUGUGGUUUCAGAAGAACAAGUUCACCGGUCCAAUUCCUGAUUUGUCAAAUUGUACUAAUUUGUAUGAUCUUCAGCUUCGUGAUAAUCAAUUAACUGGUGUUGUUUCACCUUCUUUGAUGAGUUUAUCUAGUUUGCAGAAUGUUUCGUUGGAUAACAAUAAGUUGCAGGGUCCUUUUCCUUCUUUUGGGAAAGGUGUAAAGGUUACUCUUGAUGAUGGGAUCAAUAGCUUUUGUAGAAAUACGCCUGGACCUUGUGAUCCUAAGGUUACUACUUUGCUUGAUAUUGCUGCUGAUUUUGGGUAUCCGAUUCAGUUGGCUAGUUCUUGGAAAGGGAAUGAUCCUUGUCAAGAUUGGAGCUUCGUUGUUUGUUCAGGAGGGAAGAUUAUUACAGUUAAUUUAGCUAAGCAGAAUUUGACUGGAACUAUUUCACCUGCAUUUGGGAAUUUAACUGAUUUGAGGAAUUUGUAUCUAGGUGGUAAUAAUUUGUCGGGUUCUAUACCGGGGAGUUUGACUGGUUUGGCACAACUUGAGGUUUUUGAUGUGUCUAACAAUAAUCUAUCCGGAGAGGUUCCUAAGUUCUCAGAUAAAGUUAAGUUCAAUUCUGCCGGUAAUGUUUUGCUUGGGCCUUCUGGAGGUGGUGGAGGAAGUGGAACUACUCCACCAAAGGAUUCUGGUGGUGCGCCGAGUGGAAGUCCUUCAGGAAAGGCAAGUGAAUCUUCACUUUCGGCUGCUUGGAUUGCAGGUAUAGCUGUUAUUGCUGUGUUUUUUGUUGCAGUGGUGUUGUUUGUGUUUUGUAAAUGUUAUGCUAAGAAUAGGCGGCAUGGGAAAUUCGGAAGGGUUAAUAAUCCCGAAAAUGGAAAAGUUGAUGUUAAAAUUGAUGCUAUGAGUGUUUCCAAUUCUAAUGGAUAUGCUGGAGUUGCGAGCGAGUUACAGAGUCAGGGAAGUGAGCGAAGUGACAUUCAGGUUUUUGAGGGUGGAAAUGUUACUAUUUCAAUCCAAGUUCUUAGGCAAGUAACCAAUAAUUUCAGUGAAGAUAACAUUUUGGGUAGGGGAGGAUUUGGAGUUGUUUAUAAAGGGGAAUUGCAUGAUGGAACUAAGAUUGCUGUGAAGAGGAUGGAAUCUGUUGCAGUGGGAACUAAGGGAUUGAAUGAGUUCCAAGCAGAGAUUGCAGUUCUAACUAAAGUUAGGCAUAGGCAUUUGGUUGCUCUUUUAGGAUACUGCAUAAAUGGAAAUGAAAGGCUUUUGGUGUAUGAGUAUAUGCCUCAAGGAACAUUGACACAACAUCUGUUUGAUUGGGGUGAAAAUGGAUGUGCUCCUUUGACUUGGAAACAAAGGGUAGCAAUAGCUUUGGAUGUAGCGCGGGGAGUGGAAUACUUGCACAGCUUAGCUCAGCAAAGCUUCAUUCACAGGGACUUAAAACCCUCUAACAUACUAUUGGGUGAUGACAUGAGAGCAAAGGUUGCCGAUUUCGGGUUGGUUAAAAAUGCUCCGGAUGGGAAAUAUUCGGUUGAGACAAGGUUGGCUGGAACAUUUGGAUAUUUAGCACCUGAAUAUGCAGCCACUGGAAGAGUGACGACCAAAGUAGAUGUUUACGCGUUCGGAGUAGUUCUGAUGGAACUGAUUACUGGUAGAAGGGCCUUGGAUGAUACUAUGCCCGACGAAAGAUCUCAUUUGGUUUCGUGGUUCCGUAGGGUACUAGUCAACAAGGAGAACAUCCCUAAGGCAAUUGAUCAAACACUCAACCCCGACGAGGAAACCAUGGAGAGCAUAUAUAAAAUUGCUGAGCUGGCCGGCCAUUGCACUGCUCGUGAACCAUACCAGAGGCCAGAUAUGGGACAUGCAGUGAAUGUCCUGGUUCCUCUGGUGGAGCAAUGGAAACCUACCAACCAUGAAGAAGAAGAAGGUUAUGGUAUUGACCUUCACAUGAGCCUUCCUCAAGCUCUACAAAGAUGGCAAGCCAAUGAAGGCACUUCAACAAUGUUUAAUGACAUGUCUUUCUCACAAACCCAAUCAAGCAUUCCUGCAAAACCUUCAGGAUUUGCAGACUCCUUUGAUUCAAUGGAUUGCCGGUAACAAAAAUGAUAAAAACACAACUUCUAAUUGCUUCUCAAUUGGAAUUGUGAAGGUUAAGGCGUUUUGAUCUAGCAGCAUUGCGAAAUUGUAUCACAAACUUCAUUUAUUUAUUUUUUUGGUGUUCUUGCAAUAUAAGUCUUGCUGUUUAUUGAUUUUUUAAAGCUAGCGAAUUGGUUUUAGUGGAUGAUUGGGAUUCUUAGAGGGAAAUAUUAUAGAAAUUAUAAUUGUAUGAUAUUAUUUAACAUCUUUUAAUCAGAAGAAUAUUUGAUGUAUUUUCUUGUGUUGUUUAGUGAGCAGAUAAUGAUGUUUUGUUCC
Molecule: messenger RNA, 3307 nt
Organism: Cicer arietinum (chickpea)
Lineage: Eukaryota; Viridiplantae; Streptophyta; Magnoliopsida; Fabales; Fabaceae
Product: receptor-like kinase TMK4
Biological process (GO): protein phosphorylation
Molecular function (GO): ATP binding; protein kinase activity; protein binding
Source: RefSeq, a predicted model, not a curated record